Messenger RNA from Pestalotiopsis fici W106-1, 1221 nucleotides. RefSeq lists its product as uncharacterized. The transcript is spliced from 4 exons. Lineage: Eukaryota; Fungi; Ascomycota; Sordariomycetes; Amphisphaeriales; Sporocadaceae. Gene Ontology annotation, cellular component: mitochondrion; plasma membrane; lipid droplet. Bases 1 to 1221 code for a protein of 406 amino acids. The record is from RefSeq and is a predicted model, not a curated record. Gene Ontology annotation, biological process: glycolipid biosynthetic process.
AUGGCACCUAAGCAGCAGAAUCGUCAAUAUGAGCUGAUCCUCUUGGGAGCGACAGGGUACACUGGCGCCCUGACUGCGGAUCAUAUCGCACGACACUUGCCCACGAAUCUACGCUGGGCCAUUGCAGGAAGAUCUCGAGCGAAGCUUGAGGAUUUGGCAGCCAAGCUGCAGAAGAUCGAACCGAACCGUGUACAGCCCGAGAUCGAGGUGGUCUUGUUUGAUCGGCAGGAUAAGCUCGACGAGGUUGUGCGAAAGGCACAAAUCUGUAUUAGUGUUGUGACAUACUGUCAUGUGGGAGACCAAGUGGUUAAAGCUUGUGUAGAAAAUGGAACAGAUUACGUCGAUACGGCUGGCGGUGUUGUGCAAUUUGGUCGAUGGUUCUCCCAGUACCACGAAAAGGCAAAAGCUGCUGGCGUUGCUCUCAUCCACGCUUGUGGUGCGUACAGCGCACCCCAUGAUCUCCUUGCCUGGCUCGCCGUCCGUGAGCUGAAGCGCGAGGCCAACCUGCCUACGAAGGAAGUGAUAUUGGCCGUCAAGCAGAUGAGCAUGGAUCCCAGCGGCGGGACCGUAGAGUCAAUGUUCAGCAAAUCCAAGGUCGACUCGAAUAAUCCCACUGACUCGGACGAUCCUUGGUUCCUGUCGCCAACCCAAGGGACGGCCAUUCCCAAAACGACAAACAUGCUCGGCGUCAGGGAGGUGCCGUACCUGGGGCUCCUCUCUGCCGCUACGUAUGGGGCGCGGCAGGAUCGUGCCAUUGUUCAUAGAACGUGGGGCCUCUUGGACAAUGGGCAAGACUAUGGUGUCAACUUUCGGUACAGCGAGUAUGCAAGCGUAUCUUCAACCCUCCACGCUGUUGGCAAGGUGCUGAGCGGGCUUUUCUUGGGCCUGUUUCUGUCCCUUGGUCCCUUGGCGAGGCUCUUUCUGCCGAGGGAAGGCGAAGGGCCAGAUCUGGUAGAGCACGGCAAGGCCGUGUCGGAGCUCGAGGCCGUGGCCCUUGCCGACGGCCGUGAUGACAAGAAGGCAGUCGCGCGGUUCAGGUUUCCCGGCGGUCCGUACUAUGUGACCGCUGCGGCGCUGGCUCAGGGGGCAGCAAGUCUAUUGUACAAACGAGAGCUUGAAGGUGGAUAUCAAGGCGGCAACUUGACGCCGGCGUGCCUUGGAGAUGACUUUGUAGAUCGAUUGAGGUCGGUAGGGACAGACAUUGAGGUAAAGAUUUUGUGA